CAUCUUUUCUCCGGGCGGGAAGCGCCCGCUACGAUCGCCAGCCUGGGCAGUGGUGGCCAUGUUAAGUUCGGGCAAAGACUUGGCUUCCGGGCCCGGUUUCCGCAGCCGGCUUCCUGCCGUGGGCAGUCCGCUCAGUUCCGCGGGGUCCUGCGGAGAGGAGAGGUUCAUGAAGUUUAAAGCUCUACAUGGCUGGCAAGAAGUCAUCGGGCAGGCGGUCAUGGCCGCUUCUGGGGCUACUGGUCACUGUAGCCACCAUCCACCUGGUUGCAUGUCCCUACACCAAGGUAGAAGAGAGCUUCAACCUUCAGGCCACACAUGACCUCCUGUACCACCAGCUGGACAUAGACAAGUACGACCACCAUGAGUUUCCUGGAGUUGUUCCCCGGACGUUCCUCGGGCCGCUGGUGAUCGCAGCGUUCUCCAGCCCCGUGGUUUAUGUGCUCUCUCUGUUGGAAGUAUCCAAAUUUUAUUCUCAGCUGAUAGUCAGAGGAGUCCUUGGGCUUGGUGUGAUUUCUGGACUCUGGACAUUACAAAAGGAAGUGAGACAGCAGUUCGGGGCCACGGUGGCUGUCAUAUUCUGCUGGAUAUCAGCCACACAGUUUCAUCUCAUGUUCUACUGUACGAGGACACUCCCCAACGUGUUGGCCCUGGCUGUGGUCUUACCGGCCCUCACAGCCUGGUUGCAGCGGAGGUGGGCCCUGUUUGUCUGGCUCUCAGCCUUCGUCAUCAUUGGCUUCAGGGCUGAGCUGGCCAUGCUGCUGGGCAUUGCGCUGCUGCUGACCUUGUACCAAAGAAGACUGACGGUGGCCAGAGUGCUCCGACACGCCAUCCCAGCAGGGCUUCUCUGUCUAGGGCUGACGGUUGCUGUGGACUCCUAUUUCUGGCGAUACCUUGUAUGGCCGGAAGGAGUGGUGCUUUGGUACAACACAGUCCUGAACAAAAGUUCCAACUGGGGCACUUCCCCACUCCUGUGGUAUUUCUACUCAGCCCUGCCCCGAGGCCUGGGCUGCAGCCUUCUCUUCAUACCCCUGGGUGCAGUGGACAGGAGGACCUAUGCACUGGCCCUGCCAAGCCUGGGAUUCGUGGCUUUAUACUCACUCCUCCCACACAAGGAGCUGCGGUUCAUCAUCUAUACCUUCCCUGUCCUCAACAUCAUGGCUGCCAGAGGCUGCACCUAUAUGUCUCCCAGGUAUGACAAGAGCGAAGAUGUAGGAGCAGCGGCCAUGCUGAACUACACCCACAUCCUCAUGGAGGCAGUGCCUGGGCACCUGGUCCUCUACAGGGACACACAUCAAGUCCUGGCCAGUAUUGAGGGUACUACAGGUAUAAGCCUGAAUUUGAUGAAACUGCCACCCUUUGAUGUCAACCUGCAAACAAAGCUAGUACUUCUAGAGCGGCUGCUUAGGCCAGCCUGAGAGGACAGGAGAUCUCCAGGAACAUCGAGUGUGGUCACCUUCUAAUGCAGUGAAGACAAUUCAAGAAAACAGCAAAGACCAGGGACUUCCAGCGUGCCUACAGCAUGCCUGGUGUUGGCCUAUAUCAGGCUGACCUGGGCCCUACAGUAGCCACACCUAAGGCACAGGGCUGAGAAUGUGGAGGACAGACCACCAAGUGUGAUAGUGGCCUGCUCAAACUGUCCGCUACGGUUAGGUGGCCCACAUUCAUACUGGGAACCAUUCAUAACUAAGGACAGUGAGUCAGGCUAGAACACCCUGGCUCCCUAGCUCUGCAGUGACCCUCAGUGUAUGUUUCUUGCCCCUGAAAACCACACUUGUUGCCCAUGGCCUCAGGAGACCACGAUAUAAACCAGGUCUGUACAGGACAGACACACACAUACACACACAUACACACACACACCACCACCACCAAUCAUGGCAGCUGUUAUAGUCCGAGGCAUGUUAUCUCCAUUUCAGAUUAACUCUGAGGACAUACAUAUGUUCAUAAAAGAAUGGAAAUAAAAAUUAUGUUUUCUUA
Mus caroli (Ryukyu mouse) is the source of this 1974-nucleotide messenger RNA. NCBI's taxonomy places the organism in Eukaryota, Metazoa, Chordata, Mammalia, Rodentia, Muridae. The record is from RefSeq and is a predicted model, not a curated record.